Molecule: messenger RNA, 5172 nt
Organism: Mobula hypostoma (lesser devil ray)
Lineage: Eukaryota; Metazoa; Chordata; Chondrichthyes; Myliobatiformes; Myliobatidae
Product: thiamine transporter 2-like
Exons: 5
Coding region: 58-1560 (500 amino acids)
Biological process (GO): transmembrane transport; vitamin transport
Cellular component (GO): plasma membrane
Molecular function (GO): thiamine transmembrane transporter activity
Source: RefSeq, a predicted model, not a curated record
UGAGCAAAAACUGCUCAGUCUGAACACACAGAGAAAGGAUUAGUUCUGGUCAGAACAAUGUCAACAUGCUGUAAAUUCAUGGAUUGUUGCAAACCAGUGCAAAGUAAUGGAUGGCUAUAUCCCACACUACUUCUGUGUGCCUAUGGAUUUUUUACCAUGAUGAGACCAUCGGAGCCUUUCCUUACACCCUAUCUUGUUGGACCUGAUAAAAAUUUAACCAUUGAGCAGGUUACGAAUGAAAUAUUACCAGUAUGGACCUACUCCUACUUGGUAAUUUUGGUUCCCGUCUUCUUGGUCACCGACUACCUCAGAUACAAACCUGUCCUAAUCUUGCAAGGAAUCAGCUUCAUCGUCACGUGGCUGAUGCUCCUGUUUGCGCACGGGGUCCUGGCCAUGCAGUUCUUAGAGUUCACCUACGGCUUUGUGUCUGCCACUGAAAUAGCUUAUUACUCUUAUAUUUACAGUAUUGUUGACUUGAAGCACUACCAAAAGGUGACUAGUUACUGCCGGAGUAUCACAUUGGUCGCAUACACCUUCGGCUCCGUGCUGGGACAAGUCUUGGUCUCUGUAGGCGAUGUAUCUUACUUCAUUCUGAACGUGAUUUCUCUGGUGUCAGUGUCUCUGGGCUUCCUUGCCUCCAUCCCCCUGCCGAUGCCCAAGAGAAGUAUGUUCUUUCACAGGAAAGAAACAGAAGGCGUUCGAGUCGCUCCAUCCACCGAAAGUGUCAAGCCGGCCCCCGGAGAUGCUUUCCCACAAGGUGAUCUGGAUAUCGUGGCCGCCUCGCAAGGUCCGGCUGACGUGCAGAAAGGUGCGCCCAGUCCGGUGAAAGCAGCUGAGCACAAGGGUAUCAUACAGAGCCUCUUCCAGUUGUAUUCUGAUUUCAAGGAAAGCUAUUCCUCUCCAGAAAUCAUCUACUGGUCUGCCUGGUGGGCAUUGGCUACUUGUGGGUAUCUCCAAGUGACGAAUUAUAUCCAGGUGCUGUGGGAUCACAUUGAACCAUCCCGAAACAACUCAGCCUAUAACGGUGGAGUGGAAGCAGUGUCAACCUUUAUGAGUGCUGUUACGUCCUUCGCCGUGGGCUUUGUGAAGGUGGAUUGGCUCGUCUGGGGAGAAUUCGCACUCGGCAUCUUUUCAGUGAUAGAUGCCAGUGCCUUAUAUGUCAUGGAUCGUGCAGACAAUAUCUGGGUUUGUUACGCCGGUUAUGUCGCAUUCAAAGCUUCCUACUUCUUGUUAAUUACCAUAGCUACAUACCAGAUUGCUGCUAACCUAAGCGUGGAGCGCUAUGCACUGUUGUUUGGAGUAAAUACCUUCAUAGCCCUAGUUCUUCAGACCAUCCUGACCAUCGUUGUCGUUGAUGCAAGAGGCCUUAGUUUGGAUAUUAUCACUCAGUUCCUGAUUUAUGGGACUUACUUUGCGGUGAUAGCAGGACUUUUCCUCAUCAGAGGUACUUACACCUUAACUCAAAGUUGGCGGAAAAGAAAUAGACAAGAUGGGCCAGAGGUCACCAAUGGAAAUACUGUACUGUCUGAAAAUGAGAUAUACCAUUCAGAACAAUUUUGAAAAUUUGUAAAUACUGACUUUCACUUGGUCACUCAGUGGGUGGAUAAGGGACCAUUUACUCUGUUCCAUCCAGUGUGGGAAAUCAUUUCCAUGAGAUUGUUUUGCUGCGGUUCACGAUUCCUUUACUGUGUUUUAUUAAUCUUCAAAAAUAGAAAGUGUCGCACAGCAACAGCGAAUGUAUAUGAGGUGGCUUGUGAUCUUCUGCACGCUGAUUCCUGUAACUAGCAAUUAUCCGAGAACAUGCAAAGAGCAAAGGAAGCUCGAUAAAGUACAGUAAUCAAAGUAAGUUUAUUAUCAAAGUCCGUAAAUUGCCAUAUACUACCCUAAGUUUCAUUUUUUUCCGAGCAUUUACAGUAAAAUAGAGAAAUACAAUAGAAUUUACAAAAACUAUGAACAAAUAUUGACAAACAACCAAUGUGCAAAAGAAGACAAUUGUGCAAGUAAAUAAUAUUGAGCAUACGAGUUGUAGAGUCAUUGAAAGUGAGUCUGUAGGUUGUGAAAUUCAAGGUUGUUUAUUGUCAUUCUUCAGUUCAUGAGCGCAAAGGAGAAUGAAAUGAUCAUUUCUCCGGAUGCGAUGCUGCAUAAAAAAACCACAAUAACUAUUAAGAACACAAUAAAAAAUCUAAAAAGCACUUAGUACAUAUAAACACAACGUAUAAGUAACUGUUAUGUGCAUGGACUGUUUGUAUGUACAUAAGAGGAUGCUAGGUGCUUUGUGGUGCUGGGGGGGGGGUGGGUGGGAGGGUUAACAGGUAGAGGUGUUGAUCAGCAUGAUGGCUUGGGGAAAGUUGCUGUUCCUGAGUCUAGUGGUCCUGGCGUAGAUGCUGUGUAGCUGCUUCCCUGAUGGGAGUGGGCAGAUAGAAUUAAGAAACUGCAAGAAUAAGAAGACCCUAAUGGGAGAUAUAUACAAGCCUCCAAACAGGAGCCAGGAUGUGGGCUAUAAAUUACUACGGCAGUCAGAAAAGGCAUGUAAAAUGGGCAAUGUUGUGAUGGUCAUGGAGGAUUUCAAUACACAGGUAGAUUGGGAAAAUUAGGUCAGUGUUAUAUCCCAAGAGAGGGGAUUUGUAGAAUGCUGACAAGAUGAAUUGUAGAGCAGUUUAUGGUUGAGCCCACUCGAGUACAACAAUUCUGGAUUGGGUAAUGACCCAGAUUUGAUUAGGGAGCUUAAGGUAAAGAAACCAUUAGGAGGCAGUGUCAUAAUAUGAUAGAAUUCACCAUGCAUUCUGAGAAGGAGAAGCUAAAAUCGGAUCUAUCAAAGUUCAAAGUUCAAAAUAAAUUUUAUUAUCAAAUUACAUAUAAGUCGCCAUAUACAAUCCUGAGAUUCAUUUUCUUGUAGGCAUAGUCAAUAAUCUAUAGAAUAAUAACCAUGACAGAAUCAAUGAAAGACAGUGAUUUAAGGGGUCAACCAGAUAGCAGAGGACACCAAACUAGGGCACACUCGCAGGGGUGACGGCAGAAAAGCACCGGCUGGUGUUUCUGCGGGGGGGGGGGAAUUGAGAAGGUGUAGGAAAAAUACAUCUUAAAGACGAAGAAGUAUUCUAAAGGGAGAAUGAAGCAAUUGUGGCUGACACAGGAAGUCAAACAGCGUAAAAACAAAAGAGAGGGCAUAUAAUAGAGCAAAAAUUAGUGGGAAGUUAAUUAACCUUUUAAAAAAACAGAAGGCAACUAAAAAAGCCAUAAGGAGAGAAAAGUUAAAGUAGCCUAGAAAAGGUAAGGUAGCUUUCACUAUCAAAAAGUAUAUCAAAAUCUUUUCAGAUAAGUAUAUAAAGAGUAAAAGUGAAACAAGAGGGAUAUUGGACUGCCGGAAAAUGAUGCUAGAGAGACAGGAAUAGGAGGCAAAGAAAUGACAGGUGAAGCUAAUAAGUAUUUUGCGUCAAUUUCCACUAUGGAAAGCACUAGCAGAAUGGCAGAAAUGCUAAAAAGUUUCAUUGUUAUUACUAAGGAUAAGGUGCUUGGGAAGCUGACAGGUAUAACGGUGGAUAAGUUACCUGGACCAGAUGGACUACUGCUCAGAGUUCUGAAAGAGGUAGCUGAAGAGAUUGUAGAGGCAUUAGUAAUGAUCUUUCGAGAAUCACUAGUUUCUGGAAUCAUUCAGAGGAUUGGAAAAUUGAAAAUAUUACUCGACUCUUUAAGAAGAGAGGGAGGUAGAAGAAAGGAAAUUAUAGGCCAGAUAGUCUGACCUCAGAGGUCGAAAAGAUGUUGUAGUCUAUUAUUAAAGGAGGAGGUUUUGGGGUACGAAGGCACGUGAUAAAACAGGCCUAAGUCAGCAUGGUUUUUGGAAUGGGAAAUCUUGCCUGACAAAUCUGAUGGAAUUCUUUGAGGAACAAAGGAGAGUCAGAGGAUGCUAUAUAUUUGGAUUUUCAGAAAGCCUUUGUCAGGGUGCCACACACGAUGCUGCUUAAGAAGAUAAGAGCCCAUGGUACUGCAUGAAAAAUAUUAGCAUGGAUAGAAGACUGGCUGUCAGGAGGCAAAGAGUCAGAAUAAAGGGGACCUUUACUGGUUGACUGCUGGUGACUUGUGGUGUGCCACAGAGGUCUGUGUUGGAAUCAGUGCUUUUCAUGUUAUAUGUCAAUGAUUUGAAUGACUGAGUUGAUGGCUUUGUGGCCAAGUUUGUGAAUGAUAUGAAAAAAGGUGGAGAGGCAGGUUAUGUUGAAGAAGCAGGGUGUCAGCAGAAGUGCUGAGACAUAUUGGGGGAAUGGGCAAAGAAGUGGCAGAUGAAUACAAUGUAGGGAAGUGCAUGGUCAAGCACUUUAGCAGAGGAAUAAAGGUUUGGACAAUUUUGUAAAUGGAGAGAAAAUUCAAAAGUCAGAGGCGCGAAGACACUUGGGAAUCCUCAUGCAGGAUUCCCCGAAAGUUAACUUCCAGGUUGAAUGGGUGCUGAGGAAGGCAAAUACAAUGUUAGCAUUCAUUUUGAGAGGACUAGAAUAUAAAAGCAAGGAUGUAAUGCUAAAGCUUUAUAAGGCAUUUGUCAGACAGCACUUGGAGUAUCGUGAGCAAUUUUGAGCCCUUUAUCUAUGAAAGAACCUCUGGGCGUUGGAGAGGGUUCCAGAGGAGUUUCACAAGAAUUAUCCCAGGAAUGAAGGGGUUAACAGGUGAGGAGCAUUUGAUGGCUUUGGGCCUGUAUUUGCCCAAGAAUGGGCGGGAUCUCAUUUAAAUAUAUCAAAUUUUGAAAGGUCUAGAUGGAGUGGAUGUGGAGAGAAUGCUUCCUAUAGUUGGGGAGUUUAGCACUAGAAGGCAUAGCCUCAGAAUUGAGGGAUGUCCUUUUAGAACAGGGAUGAGGAAAGAUUUCUUUAGCUAGAGGGUGGUGAAUCUGUGGAAUUCAUUGCUACAGACAGCUGUGCAGGCAAGUCAUUGGGUGUUUUUAAGAUGGAGGGUGCUAGGUUCUUGAUUAAUCAGGACAUCAAAGGUCACAGAGAGAAGUCAGGAGAAUGAGGUUGGAGGAAUAAUAAAUCAGCCAUAGUCAUAGUUCCCUGUAUAGAAAUGCUGUCGCUCACAUAGACUUUAUUGCCAAGCAGCUGGAGCUGAACGCAGCCAGAAAAUGUUUAUGAAAUGUGAAAGGUUUUCUUUAUUGUACUGUAUUUCAUUAUACACUUCAAUUAAUAAAUAAAUUCA